Molecule: messenger RNA, 1253 nt
Organism: Hordeum vulgare subsp. vulgare (domesticated barley)
Lineage: Eukaryota; Viridiplantae; Streptophyta; Magnoliopsida; Poales; Poaceae
Product: cinnamoyl-CoA reductase 1-like
Exons: 4
Coding region: 173-1192 (339 amino acids)
Biological process (GO): lignin biosynthetic process
Molecular function (GO): oxidoreductase activity, acting on the CH-OH group of donors, NAD or NADP as acceptor
Source: RefSeq, a predicted model, not a curated record
UCACAUUCACAUCCGCGUCUUCGUGGUGCUGUUCAAUUUGAUGCGUGCGAUAGCAGAAUUAGUCGAGAUACGCACUGCCUCACGUCCCAUCUUAGCUAAUUGUUAUUGUUAUCUCGUGUUCUAGUACACGCCUGCCUCUGUGAACAGCUAGCUAACACUGUCGACCAUCACCAUGCAGUCCAGCUCCAGCUCCAAGGCCGGCGGCAAUGGCGACGAGGGGCACCUGGUGUGCGUGACGGGGGCGGGGAGCUUCAUCGGGUCGUGGGUGGUGAAGGAGCUCCUCCUCCGUGGCUACCGUGUCCGUGGAACCGCCAGGGAUCCCGCGAACCGCAAGAACGCGCACUUGCUGGAGCUGGACGGCGCCGGGGAGAGGCUCACCCUGUGCUGCGCCGACGUCAUGGACGCCGACGGCCUCCGCGCCGCGUUCCGGGGCUGCCGCGGCGUCUUCCACGUCGCCUCCCCGGUCUCCAACGACCCCGAGCUCGUGCCGGAGGCCGUGGAGGGCACGAGGAACGUGAUCAACGCGGCGGCGGACGCCGGCGUGCGUCGCGUGGUGUUCACCUCCUCCUACGGCGCCGUGCACAUGGACCCCAGCCGGAGCCCCGACGCCGUCGUCGACGAGGCCUGCUGGAGCGACUACGACUACUGCAAACGAACCGGCAACCUGUACUGCUGUGCGAAGAUGAUGGCGGAGGUGGCGGCGACGGAGGAGGCGGGCAGGAGGGGGCUGGAGCUGGCGGUGGUGGUGCCGGCGACGACGAUCGGCCCCGCGCUGCAGCAGACGCUCAACUUCAGCACCGACCACGUCGCCCGCUACCUGACGGGCGCCAAGCCGGCCUACCAGAACGCCGUCACCGCCUACGUCGAUGUCCGGGACGUCGCACGCGCGCACGCCCUCGUCUACCAGCACCCCGACGCGCGCGGCCGCCGGUACCUCUGCGUCGCCGCCGUGCUGCACCGCGCCAACUUCGUCGGGCUCCUCAGGGAUCUCUACCCGCAGUACCCCGUCACGGCCAGGUGCGAGGACGACGGCAAGCCGAUGGCGAGGGAGUACAGGUUCUCCAACCAGAGGUUGAGGGAUCUGGGCUUGGAGUUCACUGACAUGAGGACAAGCUUGUACGAGACGGUGAUAUGCUUGCAGCAGAGGGGGCAUGUCCCUGUCAUCGUGCCACGUCAUCGUGCAUGCUUGUGAAAUCAAUAUGUACACACGUUGAACUCGAUUAACCAAAUAAAUCCGGAUACUUUCUUUCUUC